AUGAACUUCCACAACCUAUCUCCUCGAAGGAGAAAGCAACAGCAGCAACAACAGCAGCAACCUCCCCAGCAGGCUGGAAGACCUUUACAAAAACACCCGGUGACUAUGAAGCCCAUGAAUCCUGCUCAAAGGCAGCCGCCGCCACGGAUGCCUGUAGAUCCGAGAAAGAUGAUAGUUGAUCAAAUCAUCAGAGAUUGCUAUUCAAAGUUCAUUGUUGUUGAUGGGCGCACUGAACCUGAAAUUAAGUAUAACACUCAUUUGGGGAUCCGAGAGUACUCUCUGUUUCCCCAGCUGCCACCUCCGUCAGAUAUUCCCCCCAGUCAGAUUGGUGCUAUCAAAAACAGAAUUCUUGUAGUUGGUACGAAGUCUUCAGGAAGAGUGCUUCUUCAAAAGGGGAAAUACAAUGACCAAAAACAUAUAUACCAGAUUGGCCGUACAUGGGACUUGGAUGAACUUGUGGCGAUAUCGAGGACAGGGCCAGACUCGUUGAUUUUGCAGUUGAACAAAAACUACUUUUGGAAGUCUGGAGAAGGGCCUGAUAGGAUGAUGAAGUUCGUGCAUCAUUUAUCGCUGAUCUAUGCAAAGUUCACGGGACGGUAUCCUGAGCUCAAUGGGAUCACGCUCCAAGAACUCAAUCUUCCGCCAAUGGGUAGUAAGGAAGCCGGCUCACAGCAUUCUGUGCAGCGGCAACAACAGCCGCAACAGCAGCUUUCUGCGAAUACGUCCACGCAAAGCUUUGAUCCCUCUCUCCACUAUAAAGACCUUGACUUUACAGCCAAUGGUAAGUUGCCUACAAAACCAAUGGUUGUCAUGGAUGUCGACAGGCCUGGACUGAAAACAAGUCUAGUCGAUGCAAGUUCUGCCUUCACGGAAGAGACAGCUCCAAAAACAGAGAAAAGUGAGAGAUCAUCACACCCAUAUUCUCAAUUCUCCCCACUGCGUCUGGUCGAAGUUUCUCAUGAUGCUGGUGACGACACAACUGACUCUCACAGCUUUGUAUUCGCUCCAGGCGAUGCCCAAGCAAAACCUCUGGAGGAGAAUCACAUGCCUUCCAUCUCAGAGUACGCUAGGACUAAUGGAGGUGCCACCUCUCCAUUGAGAAAUUACAAGCCUGACAGAUCAUACAAUCAAGGAAAGAGGGACCCGACAGAGCCAAUUGAGCAGUCAGCGGCUUAUGGCAGUGUUCUCCAGGAACAGCUCGAGGGAAAUGACACCACCGAAUCGCUAAACUUCCAAUUCAAGGUUCCGACUGACAAUGAGCUGUCUGUCCAGAGGGUGCUCACUCCUCCUCCACCUCCCGAUGACGGCAUCGAGGAGGUUUUUGGAGAGGUCACCCCAGAACAGCGCAGAACGUACAAAAUGCCCUCUAUACCUGGUGGAUUUCCACAAGAAAGUGCUCCUCAAGAGAAGGAUGAAGAUGCGGAAACCUCGCGAGCGAUUUCUGAAUCUACGAAGCUUGACAGCGAAGAUAAUGGCAUCGACAGCUCCAUCAGGGAGAUUGAAGACUUCAUGGAGAGUCAGCUCACAUCGAGCAAGAGUCGGAAGGCAUCGCUUGCCCCACAAAGCAAGCAAUCUCAAGAUGAGGCCACAAGUGAGGUAUCUAACGACGUCCAUCUGGGUCAAGAUUCCCUUAGAAGUCCAAUGCUAGACGGUGCGGAAACCCCAAUAACUGAGAUUCAAUCGCAAAGUGAAAUGGCUAAACUAGCGGUUGAUCCUGAGAUUGACGAUUUGCUUGAAGAAGUUGGAUACGAUGUCCUUGAUACCACUGAUGCUUUUGUUAAGAAACUUACCAGAGAGCUCAAUCAGAUUAAACGGAAGAACAUAGAGGAGUUAACAACACUUGAUUUCGGUAAGGACUCCCUUUCUAAUGAAGUUGAAAAUGCUUCGGGUGAGGUGGAGAACCUCAUCGGCAUCUUCAAAAGAAUGGAAAUCAGCUUUGACUUACUCGCUCCUCGCAUCAAUCACAUUGAAAACAAUUCAAAAGGGCUUCAAGUCAAGUCCAUCAACAAGAAGAUUCUUUUCAACGAUUUGAACGAGAUUUUGAAUAAGGCCAGAGUAAAUCCCUCUGAUUUGCAACUUAUAGCCAACUAUGUGGAGUUCCAAAACCUUCACUCUAUUCCUCUGUUGGAAAAAAAGUUGUCAGUUCUCUACGAAGCCUUGGGAGCUAUUGGAAGUAGUAACACGUCUGAUGAUUUCAGCUCCAUGCAAGCUUUGAAACAAUAUCAGCAGAAGUAUGAGAAGACAGCAGUGGCCUUUGUCGACCACUUCAAGAAGUUUAUGGAAGAGGAAUUUGUUGUUACUAUCAAGGGGCUCGCAGAAGAAAUUGCCAACCUCUACCCCAGAAACUUGCUUGUUUCCUUCAAGAUUUUCUUGGCGUAUCUUGGUUUGUCUAGCUUUGUCAAAUGUAUUUCGGAGAAGAAAUUGCUCCUCUUGAGUGAGAACGCCAAUAGCUUAUUGGCUGGGUUCUUGGACAGAUAUCUAACUGAACGCUUGAAACAUGUUCAGCUGGCUGCAGAUGCCAGCCCAAAAAGACUCUCAGGCAAUGUGGAGACUAUGUCAGCUCUUCGGAAGACAAAACUGGCUAGAUUUGGCUCUCAAAGAUUGAUUCAUCGCUUGGGUGGUCAUUCUGAGGAGCAUGACAAGAAGAAGGAAGCCACUCAGCCAGUGACCACUUCAAAGGGUCUCGCAGAUCCAAGAGUAAUAAUGCGCUUGGUGCAUGAGGCCCAAGAGCUUAUACUCGUUGUACAGUUCUUUGUCGGUACUUUCUUUCAUCAUAACGAUGUGGAAGACUACAGUCAGUAUAUCAAAAGCGUCUCGUUCAAAGAUAGAAUGGAGUUAUUCGACAACCCUAAUCUUGAACUGAUCAACUACAAGGUGAGCUCGAAUGACUUGCUCCGCAGCAUGACAGCAAUAUUUGGAAACUAUAUAUCUAAACUUAUCAAAAAUCUUACUCCACAGGAGAUGAUAUUGCCGCAAUUGCUCGUGGAAUUAACUAAAUUAAUCAAGCAUACCAGCGAAAAAGACCAAGACUUUGUUUGCUACAGCUUUUUAACAAAAUUGGCGGAUAGAUACAAGAACAUGUGGAGAAGGUUUACUUCCACUCAUGUUGAUUUAUUGAAUAAGUCUGACAUCCGUGCAAGAGUGGGAAUCUUACCGGCGAUCAAGAAUCUCAAUGAAAUAAUUGUCCUCACGGAGGCCUCGAUGCAAGAGGUUGGUGGUUACAGGGAUGAUGAAGCAUCUAGGGAAAUCGAUGAAAUGGUCAGCAGUACUUACGAGGAGCUCACGACUGCAGCCGUCGAGUUGUUCAAGAGAGACGAUCCACUUCUCAAGUCUAAUGCACACGAUGAGAAAGAGCGAGCACACCGCAACGUCGCCAUCCUCCAGAACAUAUUCGCUGUGUUGCAACAAUUAAAGGGCAUCAAGGCACGCCACACACAACACAUGAAGGCUGAAUUUGACAAGGUUUUCAACGAAACCCAGGAUCAGUACUUCGAUUAUCUUCUCCACAGAAGUAUCGGUAAAGUUAUUGAUUUUAAUAAUGCCGCCGAAAGCGCUGAUGGAAAGACAAAGCACAAGAAAGAGGAUAAGAUUUUUAUCAAGUCGAUCAUAUCCAGCUACAACUCUAAAGAGUUACAACAAAAGAUUAGCGACCUUCGUCGCAAGUUGGAGAAGCAUUUCCUCAUCGAAGAUGAUGUCAAUGGCGAAGAUUUACUCAAGAGGUUGUGGUCAGACAUGGAGUACGCUUUUAGUACUAUCUUCCAGAAGUUCGAUAGGGGUAUCAAGCAAGUUGAUCGUGACUUUGAAUUCCACAUCACUAUAGCAGAGAUUCGUCGUCUUUUCGCAUCUGUCUAA
Messenger RNA from Candidozyma auris, 3852 nucleotides. It is a transcript of the gene SEC3, whose product is annotated as GTP-Rho binding exocyst subunit SEC3. The transcript has a single exon. NCBI's taxonomy places the organism in Eukaryota, Fungi, Ascomycota, Pichiomycetes, Serinales, Metschnikowiaceae. The record is from RefSeq and is a predicted model, not a curated record. Bases 1 to 3852 code for a protein of 1283 amino acids. Gene Ontology annotation, molecular function: phosphatidylinositol-4,5-bisphosphate binding. Gene Ontology annotation, cellular component: exocyst; plasma membrane. Gene Ontology annotation, biological process: exocytosis; Golgi to plasma membrane transport.